Messenger RNA from Aureobasidium musti, 270 nucleotides. NCBI's taxonomy places the organism in Eukaryota, Fungi, Ascomycota, Dothideomycetes, Dothideales, Saccotheciaceae. The record is from the annotation of a GenBank genome assembly.
AUGGCUGCUCCUUCUGAGAUCCAGCAAGUCUACAUUGCUCAGGACUACAACGAGCCUAUUGCUCCUCAAUAUGAGUUCCCUCAGCACUACGACCUCAACGACCCCGACUCUGCUCGUCUCUCAUACCAGAGACUGAUGCACGAGCACACCAAGCAGCAGUUUGAGCUUGCCACAUCAUCAGCUCGCCGUCGCGGUUCUCCUCCCGACCAUGACAUGACCGGUCUUCGUAAGGAGACUUCUGGCAUGAGCAUCGACUCUACUUCUUCCUAG